UCGAUCAGUUUUGACACUUUCUUUCAUUCUGAAAUUUGUGUGGUUUUUCUACAGGACAGCGCAUUUUUUAGAGGGCGUGAGGCUUCAUUUACACUUUGUAAUGUCUACCUGCUCAACUGUCCACCUUACUUUACCUCAGUGGGACGGAGGGUCUCGAAAAAUCCGCUUUAUUUACUUGCUAAACCCGACAUCAUUCAGACUGACAGAGUGCCCCAACCAGAGUCCUGCUGUUCCUCUUUAUUUAGGAGCUGAUCUCUUCUCCAACACAGACAUCCGCACAGAGAACCAUCCAAGACACCAUGCCAAGUUUGCCAAGAAAGGAUUGGCAACAAAGAUCCAGUUCUCCUCAGCUUUCAGGUUCCACGGGUUGAAGGUGCCAACUGUAAAUAACAGCCUGUGGUUCUACAGCGUUCAGGGGCUUUUUCGAGUAGCCUUUGAAAUGUACAGUAAACAGGAGCAGCUCGCUGUGCUAGAAAACUAUCAGGAUGUUUGGAAAUCACAGAUCAAUGCCAGCCCUCUGAAAACGAGUUACAGCCUGAGUGUGCAGCUGGAUUUAACACCUUCUAGCAGCUUUUACGAUGCACAAUCAAGGCACGAAAUGCCACAGCUUCAGCUGUGCCAUGCACACCAGGGGUCUAUGGAUGUAUGCAGCAGUGACAAAGGUGACACAUCAGCAGAUCAUGAUUAUUGCAGUCUUUCAAAGCAGACUUUGCACACUGAGGAAUGCAGUGAAGUUCAAUCCACAGUGAGACAAAAGCUGCAGGACUUGAAUGACAAACUCUCUCAAAGCUGCAUGGAGCAUCUUGAGACUAUCCUGCUGCUUUUAGAGAUGGUUAAUCAGUGUAUUAAUGGGAACCUGGAAGAAAAAGAUGUGAAAGAAACUGUGUUAGCCCUGCUGAAAGCCAAAGACUGGGGAUGUGUAUAUUCCAGCUCAUUGCUUUGCUGUAUUGGACGCUGGCUUGGACAGCAGUUUCAUGCAGCCAACAACAGCAUCAGUCACAGAGUGGAGGGCUUUAAAGUUCAUCACAUUGAGAGAAUCAGUGACUUGCCUCCUGCAGAGGAGCUAGCCACAGAACUGUUCCCUGAAGCCAUGCAAACACUGCUGCUACACUGGAUGGGACUGAGUGAGGAGUCAACCCUGGAGAAGAGACACAGCGAGUACCCGAUUCUGCUUCUAAUCCUCGAGUUCGCAAACCACAACCUCAUCACUGGAGUGGCUCAUGUGCUGUACUCCAGUCUAAUAUGUAAAUAGACCCAUGAAGGAGAGAAACAGAAAGUCUUACAAUUCAAAUAAAGUUCUAAUAAAUUUGUAUUUUUUUAUGCAGUGUACUUGCUAUGAAGCUACUAUUGUUGUAAAAGUAUUUACAAAUAUGUACAAAGAUCUGUGCACAAAUCUGCAAUAGGCAGAUUUGAAAAUACAUGCACAAAUCCACAAAUGUGUGUACAGAUCUGCAAAUUUGUACAAAGAUCCACAAAUGCGUGCACUAAUCUGCAAAUAUGUAGACCAAUUUUUAAUUGUGGAAUUAGUUCAUUUUGGUUCAUAAAACUCACUCUUUUUUGCUUCAAGUUGUGAAAAUCCUUCCAAGCCAUCAGUUACAACUGAAAUCUGCCUCUCAAUUGGCUGUUACACACGUGACUUUUGCAACAUGCAGGCUUACAGGCAAGGCUGCCUUCCUCAUCGCAUAGGCAUCACACAGAAGGCAGCAGUUAAGCCUUAGUAAAUGCUCUAUAUAAUGUCAAUGUGAAGGAGAAUUAUUACUGUAAUGUACUAUUUUUCAUAUUUUCAUAUUUUCAUUGAAAAAGUGAAGAAAAUGACUUCCUUUCCUCCAAAAUCUCAUCACAGCUGUGGUGAAAUUGUCAUCUCUGCUAGACAGGGGUUCAUUGUGUUCUGUUUUUCAAACAGAAAUCACCAUUAUGACGCUAUAUGAGCCGGGUGAUGGUUAGCAGGAAGAUCGAUAGAGUGGUCUGUAACAUUUAUAUUCAUAUUAAAGGGGACAUGUUAUGCAAAAAAUCACUUUUUCUGGCUUUUCUAACAAAAAUAUGUGCCCCUGGCCUGUCCACAAUCCCCUGAAGUACCAGAAAAGUCCAUUGCUUCCUCCCCUCUCAUUCUCCACCUUUCAGAAAAUGCAUGCUAAAAUAAGCUGUUCUCAGAUUUUCCACUCAUGAUGUCAUUAGGGGAGUUAGCACCGCCCCCAGGUUAGGUUUUCCCUCCCCACUUCGAAGAAAGUUCUACCCUCCUCUCCUGAUCUUUCUCUCAGCUGGCAGCCACAUCCAUUUCCUGAGAGGGGUGUAGUCAGGGGCGGAGUCAGACAGCUCAUUAGCAUUUAAUGCCACAGAUACAGAAACAGCUUGUUCUGAGCAGGGCUGAAACAGAGGGGUAUUUUAGACAUACGAAAUCCAGUUCUGGAGUGUUUUUUCAGCAACAGACUUCACAGGUAUGUUUU
This is a messenger RNA of Cheilinus undulatus (humphead wrasse), 2444 nucleotides long. RefSeq lists its product as uncharacterized. Lineage: Eukaryota; Metazoa; Chordata; Actinopteri; Labriformes; Labridae. The coding region runs from base 101 to 1252 and encodes 383 amino acids. The transcript is spliced from 4 exons. The record is from RefSeq and is a predicted model, not a curated record.